Molecule: messenger RNA, 3570 nt
Organism: Hyla sarda
Lineage: Eukaryota; Metazoa; Chordata; Amphibia; Anura; Hylidae
Product: oocyte zinc finger protein XlCOF6-like
Exons: 7
Coding region: 442-3030 (862 amino acids)
Biological process (GO): central nervous system development; positive regulation of reciprocal meiotic recombination; negative regulation of transcription by RNA polymerase II
Cellular component (GO): nucleus
Molecular function (GO): RNA polymerase II cis-regulatory region sequence-specific DNA binding; histone H3K36 methyltransferase activity; recombination hotspot binding
Source: RefSeq, a predicted model, not a curated record
UCCUGAUCACAAGAGCUUACAAUCUAUGAGGAGGAGACAAGAGGAGUGAGGAUCCUGAUCACAAGAGCUUACAAUCUAUGAGGAGGAGACAAGAGGAGUGAGGAUCCUGAUCACAAGAGCUUACAAUCUAUGAGGAGGAGACAAGAGGAGUGAGGAUCCUGAUCACAAGAGAUUACAAUCUAUGAGGAGGAGGAGACAAGAGGAGUGAGGAUCCUGAUCACAAGAGCUUACAAUCUAUGAGGAGGAGACAAGAGGAGUGAAGAUCAUGAUCACAAGAGCUUACAAUCUAUGAGGAGGAGGAGACAAGAGGAGUGAGGAUCCUGAUCACAAGAGCUUACAAUCUAUGAGGAGGAGACAAGAGGAGUGAGGAUCCUGAUCACAAGAGCUUACAAUCUAUAGAGACAGGUAUAUGAGAGAAUCCUCCCGACUGAUUGAAUAACAAUGAAGAGAGACAGAAACAAGAUGGCCGACAGGAUCAUAAACCUCACUCUACAGAUUCUCUUCCGGCUUACUGGAGAGGAUUACACAUUGGUGAAGAACGCCUCUAGUGGGCACUGUCAGGCCCCGGGGCCCCCACCUCAUUCCCUGAUACAUGAAGAAAUGGAUGAACAGAUAAUCCUGGAAUUCACAAACAAGAUGAUAGAGCUGCUGACUGGAGAGGUUCCUAUAAGGUGUCAGGACGUGGCGGUGUAUUUCUCCAUGGAGGAGUGGGAGUAUGUAAAAGGACACAAGGAUCAGUACAAGGAUCAGGUUAUGAUGGAGGAUCAGCAGCCCCUCACAUCACCAGUCAGAUCCAGUAAGAGAACAGCAGCAGAGAGGUGUCCCCGUCCUCUUCUUCCACAGGAUCAGGUUAUGAAUCGGGAGAAAGAUCUGAACAAUAUUAAUGCUACAGACAUAAAAGAAGAAGAAGAGAUAGAUGUGAGCAGUCAUGAGCAGUAUAAGGAGGACAUUCCUACAGGGAAAGAUCUGAGAUAUAUUAAUGUUACAAACACAAGAAAAGAAGAGGAGACAGAUGUGAGCAGUGAUAAGCAGUAUAAGGAGGACAUUCCUACAAGGAAAGAUCUGAGCUAUGUUAACCCUAUAGACACAAUGGAAGAAGAGACAGAUGUUAGGGUUAAUGAGCAGUAUGAGGAGGACAUUAAUAUUCAUGUUACAGACAUAAAAGAAGAAGAGACAGAUGUGAGCGGUGAUGAGCAGUAUAAGGAGGACAUUCCUACAGGGAAAGAUCUGAUCUAUAUUAAUGCUACAGACAUAAAGGAAGAAGAAGAAGAGACAGAUGUGAGCGGUGAUGAGCAGUAUAAGGAGGACAUUCCUACAGGGAAAGAUCUGAUCUAUAUUAACACUACAGACAUAAAGGAAGAAGAGACAGAUGUGAGCAGUGAUGAGCAGUAUAAGGAGGAAAUUCCUACAGACGACUGUACCAGGAGAUCAGAGGAGAAUCUUCUAUCUUCAUAUUAUAAAGCAGAUGAUGAUAUCACACAAGAUACAUAUGAAGAACAUUCCAUUAUCCCAGAUACACCCUCAGCCCUUCACAGACAAGAUCUGUCAUCUCAUCCUGUUAUACCCGUCCUGUCUUCUGAUCCAUUACAGACUGUUAAGAAGCCAUCCCCAUGUUUAGAACAUGGGAAACGUUUUGCUGUGAAGUCAAAUCUAGUUCAACAUCAAAGGUCUCAAACAGGGAAGAAGCCAGCUUCAUGUUCAGAAUGUGGUAAAUGUUUUACUAGGAAAUCUUAUCUUCUUAUACAUGAGAGAACUCACACAGGGGAGAAGCCGUUUUCGUGUUCAGAAUGUGGCAAAUGUUUUACUCAGAAAUCACAUCUUGUUGAGCAUCAACGAACUCACACAGGGGAAAAACCAUUUUCAUGUUUGGAGUGUGGCAAAUGCUUUACUUUUAAAUCAGAUCUUACUAAACAUCAGAGAAUUCACACGGGGGAGAAGCCGUUUGCAUGUACAGAAUGUGGAAAAUGUUUUACUGCGGCAUCACAUCUUGUUCAACAUCAAAGAACUCACAUGACAGAGAAGCCAUUUGCGUGCUCAGAAUGUGGGAAAGGCUUUACUACAAACUUACAUCUUGCUGAUCAUCAAAGAAGUCACACAGGAGAGAAGCCAUUUGCAUGUACUGAAUGUGGUAAAUGUUGUGUUCGGCAAUCCGAUCUUAUUAAACAUCAACAAACUCACAUGGGGGUGAAACCAUUUUCAUGUUCAGAAUGUGGCAAAUGCUAUACUCAGAAAUCAAAUCUUGUUGAACAUCAAAGAACUCACACAGGAGAGAAGCCAUUUUCAUGUUCAGAAUGUGGCAAAUGUUUCACUCAGAAAUCAAAUCUUACAGAACAUCACAGAGCACACACAGGAGAGAAGCCAUUCACAUGUUCUGAAUGUGGAAAAUGUUUUUCUAAAAAAGCAAUGCUUGUUACACAUGAAAGAAUCCACUCAGGGAAGAAACCUUAUUCAUGUCCAGAAUGUGACAAAUGUUUUGCUCAGAAAUCAAAUCUCAUCAAACAUCUUACUUGUCACACAGGGGAGAAGCCAUUUUUAUGCCCAGAAUGUGGGAAAUGUUAUACUCAAAAAUCACAUCUUGCUAGACAUCAAGAAACUCACUCAGGAAAGAAACCGUAUUCGUGUUCAGAAUGUGGCAAAUGUUUCUUUCAGAAACCAGAUCUUCUUAAACAUCUUACAUGUCACACAGGGGUGAAGCCAUUUUCAUGUUCUGAAUGUGGGAAAUGUUUUAGCAUAAAAUCAAGUCUUUUGGCCCAUCUAAGAACCCACUCAGGAACAAAGCCCUUUUCAUGUUCAGAAUGUGGCAAACGUUUUACUAGGAGAUCGUAUCUUCUUAUACACCAUAGAACUCACGCAGGGGAGAAACCAUUCGCAUGUUUAGAAUGUGGAAAAUGUUAUUAUCGGAAAUCGCAUCUUGAUAGACAUCAAGGAACUCACUCAGGAAAGAAACGUUUUUCUUGUUCAGAAUGUGGAAAAUAUUUUUCUCAAAAAUCUAUUCUUGUUACACAUCAAAGAACUCACACAGGAGAGUAAAAGUUUACUUACUUUUUUUUAUUGUUGAUUAUACAAGAAAGGCUUGGAUUAGAGAAAGCUGUCCGGCACUGCCAGACUCUCCUCUGACUCCUCUGAAGGAACCCAGUCAGUCCCUGUACAAUAGGUGGCGCUCAACUCCCCAAGAAGAUACAGUGUCCAUAAUCCAAAAAAUACUUUCAGUAGAGAAAAGGAAUGGCACUCACCGUUGUCUUUUAUUUCGUAUUCUUUAUUUUCCAUAAAGUGCAGGUGCGUAAAACGGCAUAUCACCCGUCCGGGUGUGGACGCCAGUGCGCGUGCUUCAGGUAACAAUUGUUUCGCUCCUACUGAGCUUCAACAGACCUUACCCCUUCCUUAGCGACCGACCCACCGCACCACGUCGCACCCCCCACCGUAGUGCUGGGCGGUAUACCGGUAUGAACCGGAUACUGUUUUUUUUCUUCCACGGUAUGGAUUUUUGCCCAUACCGCUAUACCGGUCAGGCCCCUCCCCCACCCUCCGAGUCAAUAAAAAAAAAUUAAACUUACCCGUAAUGGGGGUGGU